Acipenser ruthenus (sterlet) is the source of this 1202-nucleotide messenger RNA. RefSeq names its product armadillo repeat-containing protein 12-like. The record is from RefSeq and is a predicted model, not a curated record. The transcript has 6 exons. Gene Ontology annotation, cellular component: nucleus. NCBI's taxonomy places the organism in Eukaryota, Metazoa, Chordata, Actinopteri, Acipenseriformes, Acipenseridae. Bases 117 to 1034 code for a protein of 305 amino acids.
AGCGCAUUCCAUUCUUUUGCACGGUCUGUUUUCAUUUGAAACUCCGCUCACUGAGCGAGCAGUUAGGAACGCUCAGCGCCACUCGUCAAACUCCGGGAACUGUUCCGUCUGGGUCAAUGGCAGAAACGUUUGGCCACAAUUUGCGCAAAAACGCUGUUGGUGUGCUAGUCGGUGCAGGAGCCGCCUAUUUACUGUAUAACGCCUUUACGUCCGGAGGCGGCCAGCUGAAAGAGUGCGCUGGUAAAGUGAAGAAGCUGAAGAAAACUCAAAACCCGGAACCAUUAAGCAGGCUGUUUGAGCAGCUGGAGGAGAAGAACAGCACAUACGGCAGGGCUGCCCUCCUGUGUGAGAUCCGUCAGUAUCUGGAGCUGUGUGAACACAAUGAAGUGACAUUUAUGCCCGCUCAGAUUGGCAUCAUUGCUGCAAUGCUGGAGGAUGAAGACAUGGUGGUUACAACAAACUGCUUCCAAGUCCUCAACAGCUUGGCAGGGAACUUCAGCAACCAAAAGGAGAUGCAGAAGUGCAUCCCCCGGAUUAUUUAUUUCUCAGCCCAGAGUGCGUGCCUGGAGCAGCAGAUAGCUGGCCUCGGGCUGAUCAGCACACUGGCACUCUGCAGCGGGAACCAUCCCGAGAUCCUGAAGGGCAUUCCGGAGUACCUGCGCAUCCUGCAGACAGCGCGCUACAGUGGCAGGGUCUCGAUGAUUAUUACAAGAAUCCUAUUCAGUCUGUCUACAAACCGAGGCCUCGCCUAUGUUUUGCUGAACUCCAAGGUCGAGCCUGCGUUCCUCCACCUCUUCAACCCCUUUGUGAAUAAAGACAUCAUAUACCAGCUCCUGGCCUUCGUGGGCAACCUGAACGAGAGCCUCAAGAGCGAGAACUCCUCGUGUGUGCAGUGGGAGUACAACGAGGAGUCCCUGUAUGUGCUUCUCUUCAGCUCGGACUCCCCGCUUCUCAACAAGCUGCUGCCACUCAUGAACCACAAUGACACGCGAGUCAAGAGCGCCGCCGUCAGCAUCGUCAGCAAGCUCGUGUAACACAGUGAUGACUGUGUGGUACAUUACUAUUGCAAACAUAGACUCCAAUAAACCAAGAAGAAUCUUUACCUCUACCGCAUUGCUGCUGUUGUUGUUUUAGAUACAAGUGACUGAUCAGCUUGUAUCAAACAUAGAACUAAAUUAGCCUGGAAUAAUGUGGGUUUUUUU